CGCGUCACGUGACGCUGUGGCUGGCUACUGUCAUACUGGUAUAAAUCCACCUCUAUAUAUUUAGUCAGUCCUUUUCUCCACGCAAAGCUGCCGUGUCUCCAAGUCCAGGCUACAACGUAGCUUCGACUUCUUCUUCAGUCAUGGCUGACCAGGCUUUUGUGACGUUGGCUACCAAUGACAGUUAUGCCCGGGGAGCCAUGGUUUUGGGCAAGUCCCUCCGCAACCAUAACACUUCCAAGAAGCUGGUGGCACUCAUUGGUCCACACGUGUCAGAGCCUUGCCAAGCUGUGCUGAAGAGGAUCUUUGACGAGGUGAGGGUGGUCGACGUGCUGGACAGUGGCGACACGGCACACCUGGCUAUGAUGAAGAGGCCUGACUUGGGCGUCACCUUCACCAAACUCCACUGCUGGACUCUCACACAUUACUCCAAGUGUGUUUUCAUGGACGCAGACACACUGGUGCUCUCAAAUAUAGAUGAGCUGUUUGACAGGGAAGAGUUGUCAGCAGCCCCCGAUCCUGGCUGGCCUGACUGCUUCAACUCUGGUGUGUUUGUUUUUCGCCCUUCCAACGAGACAUACGGCAAACUGCUUCAGUAUUGCACAGAACACGGCAGCUUUGAUGGAGGAGACCAAGGUGUUUUGAAUGGCUUCUUCAACACCUGGGCAACAGCUGACAUAUCAAAACAUCUCCCAUUCAUCUACAACCUCAGCAGCAUAGCUAUCUACACCUACCUUCCAGCAUUCAAGCAAUAUGGUGGUAAUGCUAAGGUGGUCCACUUCCUGGGGAAGACUAAGCCAUGGAGUUACACAUUUGACCCCAAAGCCAAAAGGAUCGCAGGCAGCGUGCAUGAGGCUACUGCACAUCCCACCUUCCUCCUGGACUGGUGGACCCUGUACUCUAGCACUGUGGUGCCCCUGCUGCAGGAGCAGUAUGGAGACCAGCCUUUUCACUCCGGAUGUGUGGAGGGUGAGGGCAGCUCUUCAUUCUCACAAGGGCCCCAGCUGUCCUCAGAAGAACGCAAGCAGAAAUGGGAGCAAGGUCAGGCAGACUACAUGGGAAUGGACUCCUUUGAUAACAUCAAGAGAAAGCUUGACACUUUCCUGAAGUAAAGACACAAUGAAGCGGGAUAUGAAAAGAGCACUUUCAGUACAUACAAAACAGGUUGCAUUUCCUCCUUUCCUCUGAUUUAUCAACUAGAAAUGAGUCGAGUGUCUCCUACCACCACCAGCUGCACUAAGCCCUCUGUACUCCAAAGACAGAGGUUUUUUUAAUGGAGGAAAAGGUUACAACAUAUGAACAGAUCAAAAUGUCUAUGCAAGGCUGUCAUUAUUCAGUUUACCCUCUAACAGGUACAGUAUCUGUUCUGCUACACUGUGAAGAAAAACAGGAAAGAUUUGUUACGUUUUAUACCUGCAUUAUAAAUUUUGCAGAGCUCUUUUGGCCUUGUGUCUAGGAUUAGCAGUCAUUUAUGUGUACAUUCUCCUUUUUUUACAACAGUUAUUGAGCAGUUUUCUGAGCAUUAAUAUUCUAAUUUUUUCUCGCUUUUUGAGUUGAGAACAGCAUUCUAACAUUGACAGCAUUAAUAAAGGCUACAGCAUGAUCAUUGAGCCAUGUAUACACUUGAUCUCAGUGCCUUAGUGUCUUGCUCUCUUUAGUGCCAUUAUCCUGUCUGUCCUGUUAUUGACUAGCAACUUUUCUGCAGCUGAUAAAGGUUUUUAACUUUCUUGCAUUGUACUUGAAAAGAUAUUGGAUGUACUAUGAAACCUUUCAUCUGGAAUUAUUAAAAACUUUAAAAGCA
Messenger RNA from Cheilinus undulatus (humphead wrasse), 1798 nucleotides. RefSeq names its product glycogenin-1-like. The record is from RefSeq and is a predicted model, not a curated record. The coding region runs from base 141 to 1109 and encodes 322 amino acids. NCBI's taxonomy places the organism in Eukaryota, Metazoa, Chordata, Actinopteri, Labriformes, Labridae. Gene Ontology annotation, molecular function: glycosyltransferase activity. Gene Ontology annotation, cellular component: cytoplasm. The transcript has 7 exons.